Messenger RNA from Kwoniella botswanensis, 777 nucleotides. RefSeq lists its product as uncharacterized. The record is from RefSeq and is a predicted model, not a curated record. Lineage: Eukaryota; Fungi; Basidiomycota; Tremellomycetes; Tremellales; Cryptococcaceae. The coding region runs from base 1 to 777 and encodes 258 amino acids. The transcript is spliced from 5 exons.
AUGAGAACCACACUAUUUUUUCAAAGGCACGUUGGGUGGGCACUACAAAUCUCAUGUCUGAUCCUUCCAGUAUUGACGGCGUUGAUCUUAACAUUUGUCAUCCUCUCCCCUCCAACAUUCCCUACACUUGCUCUGUACGAACUCAAAGGAGUGGUCUAUGUCAAUUCAACUGAUACCAUAUACGAGGCAUUCAACUUCACUACCAGUGCAACGAGGGAAGUGGGAUUCUCUAUCCAUCUUGGACCCGGGGGCGGAUGUAUGAAAUACGAUCAUGAAAGACCAAUUUGUCAACGAUCUUUACACUUCAAGCCAACCGCCUCUUAUCUACAUCUACCGCCUAACGAAACCUUCAUCGAGAACUUCCCAACAAUGGGUUGGAUGGCGUUCUCACAUGUGGCUUUGGUACUGGUGGGGCUGAGUGUUAUAUCCUUUUCUUUGGGACCUUUUGUUCCGGACUGCUAUUUUGUUUCCACCGGGAUUUUAUGGAUCGCAUCAAUCUAUUCUCCAAUCUUCGUUCUUAUGGGUAUGGGUUUUGGUCUACUUAGUCUAGACAGUAAUCUAACCGAUGUGGUACCGAAAGUAGAAGGUUCGAUACGUGAUACGGUGUUUUUGGUGUUCGUCAUACCGAUUUUGAUCAUCUUAUCAACGGCGAUUAUCACUCAAGUAUGUUCCAAGAUCAAACUCACAGAUCCUCCAGGAGAAAGUGCAGAUAGGACGAGGGACGAUAUUGAUAUCGAACUGCAAGUCCAACCUUCGAUCGAUAAAUGUGGCAAUUAA